This is a messenger RNA of Choloepus didactylus (southern two-toed sloth), 5659 nucleotides long. RefSeq names its product UDP-N-acetylglucosamine transferase subunit ALG13 homolog. The coding region runs from base 4479 to 4979 and encodes 166 amino acids. Gene Ontology annotation, molecular function: hexosyltransferase activity. NCBI's taxonomy places the organism in Eukaryota, Metazoa, Chordata, Mammalia, Pilosa, Megalonychidae. The transcript has 5 exons. The record is from RefSeq and is a predicted model, not a curated record. Gene Ontology annotation, biological process: dolichol-linked oligosaccharide biosynthetic process.
UAGGUACUCACCCAAAAGAACUGAAAGCAAGGACAUAAACAGAUAGUUGUACACCAAUGUUUGUAGCAGCAGUGUUCACAAUUGCCAAAUUGUGAAAGCAAAUCAAACAUCCAUCAGCAGACGAAUGCAAACACAAAGUGUGGUAUAUAGAUACAAUGAAAUAUUAGCCUUAAAAAGGAAUGAAGUUCUGAUAUAUGUCACUACAUGGAUAAACGUUAAGACGUCAUGUUGCGUGAAACAAGUCAGACACAAAGGGAUAUUGUAUGAUUCUACCCACAUGAAAUAGCUAGAACAUGCAAACUCGUGACAGAAAGAAUACAGGAUGCGAGGAUGGAGUUCAGGGGCAAUGAGAAGUUAAUGAAUAAUGGGUAUAGGGUUUCUGUUUUGGGGUGAUGGCAAAGUUCUGGUAAUGGAUGGUACUGCAACAGUGUUAAUGUGAUUAAUCCCAUGGAAUGGUAUGAUUUGGAGUGGCUGAGAUGGGAAAUUUAUGUUUGUAUAUAUUGUUCAACAAUUUUAAAAAAUGAGCAACUAAAGAGAUGAUGACAAUUGUAAUACCUGAUCUUGGACAAUCUAAUAAUGGAGGAGAAAAGGCUAAAAGGCAUUUUUGGGAAAUAUGAAAAAAUUGGAAUAUAGAUUAUAAGCUUUAUAUCAAUGUUAAGUUUCUCAAACUUUAUAACUAUACUUGAGGUGAAAACAUAAGUGAAUAUACUUGUUCUCAGGAAAUGUACAUUAAAGUAUGAGUUCAAGGACCAUUAUGUAUACGAGCUACUCUCAAAUGUUCAGAAAAUAAAUAAGUAGAUAGACAGACAGGUAUAUAGACAGAUAGAUGGAUACAUUGGUAGAAUCAUGUGGCAAUUGUGGCAUAAUGUUAAAAUUGGGUGUGUAUGUUGGAUUCAUCUGCAUGGGUUUUAUAUUAUUUUUAUAUUAUAUUAUUUUUGCAACAGUUUUAUAAGUUUGUAAUGAUUUCAAAAUAAAAAGUUUUUUUUAAAGGGGGAUUUGCUCAAUAUACUGGUUUGCAAACUUUUUUUAAUAAGAAAAAGGGCCAAAUAGUAAACAUUUUAGGCUCUGCAGGCCAGAUGGUCUCUUUUGCAGCUACUCAUCUCUGCUUCUGUAGCAUGCAAGCAGCCACAGACAGUAUGUAAAGGAAUGGUCAUGUCUGUGUUCCAAUAAACCUUUAAUUACAAAGACAGCUGAUGGGCUGCAUUUGGCCCACAUUUUGCCCAUGGGCUGUCAUUUACCAACCCCUGGACCAAUACAAUGAUCACACUUCACUAUUUUCUUUCCUUCAAAAUAAGUGUCUAUUUUCUCCAUAUUCUUUGGCUGAAUACACCUUCACAAACCUUCAACAGGGAGAUAAAUGUAACCUAAUCACAUUACAGAGAAAGGUUAAAGAAAAAAAUUUGCUCUUAGAACAAGGGAGUAAUGUAAUUUAAAAUUGAAUUUAUUAAUCCAGAUAUUAAACAUUAGAGAGGAUAGAGAAAGUUAAAAAUAUAAACAUCCACUCAAAAAUGAGCAUUUCUAGUGUUUCGAAUCAUAAGUCCUUGUUACCUUGCCUUAGCUUCAGUGACUUCUCCAGGUACUGGUCUGCUGUGAUUGUUUGUCCACCUGCUUCCAAGUCUAGGGAGAAAUCUCUCAGAGUCCACACAAAGUCUGGAAAGAAGCUCACAAAAUCUGCUUGUUUUCAUCAGGUGUGGAUUUUGUCUUGAUUCGCUCAGUCAGCUCUGUCACAUAGCUGAGUAGCUGACUAAGAAAAAGUGGCAGAACAGACAGGACCCCAAUCUCACAUUAUUUCUACAUAUUCUAAAACCUUCAUUUUGCUUUUUCUCUUUACCCAAUUGUCAAUUCUUUCCCCUGCAUUUGAAUUAUUUUUCAUGUCUCUUUUCCUGCACUUGAUUUAGCAGGAUUCACAGUGAAGCAUCUGGUUUAUUUAUACAGGCAUCCCCUCUCUUUUUGGGCUGCUCUGAGCCACAAAAGGAUACUGCAGUUGGUCCAUGGCCUGCUGGUUGAUGGUUCCUGUGCUGUUGUACACGAAAGUGCUGCUCAGGAGGACUGCCAGGGCAAAGAUCCAGGAGUCAUUCUUGUUGUCACCCUUCAAGUCAGAAAGCAUGUAAACCAGGACAAAAUUGACUUACAUAAGCUUAAUAUACUCGCAGCUAUUUUAUUGAGCAAUUAUGUACCUGAUACAUUAUUAAUUUUAUUAAAUAUUCAGAGCAGUACCACAAGGCAGGUGGAGGUCUGUUACAUCCAUUUUACAGACCCUCGGUGUCAAGCAGAACUAGGGUGUGGUUUGUUUCCUUUGGAUGAGGUACACACCACAUCCAGAUUCCCUUGGUGUGAGAUUCCACCGUGGAGCCCAGGGAGAAACCUGCAAAGGGGAAGAGGGAUAUAAGUAGGUGAAGUUUUAAUACCAAGUGGCUCUAGAUGUUGAGACUUUCUCUCCUUACAUCACUGUAUGUAUACAGUGUUGUACAGUGUGGAUGGACAAGAGGGACUCAUUUGAGCUUUCUGGUGCCACUUACCCUUUUUCUUCCCGGCCAGCUUGUUCAUCAGGUAGGAUUUGCCUGUGCGGUACAGGCCCACAAUAGCCACCACGACAAGAGGCUGGUUGAUGGCAGACAAGAUCUUCAGUGCUUCCUGAUCAACCUUCAGUUGCCCUUUAAUGUUCUCAAUGAGGCACACUGGGCCUGGCAUGUGGAUCUCUGAGGCCAUGGCCAGGGUGUUUCCUUAUCUGCGAGGGAAGAGAUGGAAUGGACUGGAUAGUUUAGUCUCUAAUUAGAUCAAGAAUUUUCAGUAAGUUAUUUUGCUUUCUGAAGGUACAGUCAUAAAAUUCCCCAGCAGGGCCAAAAAUUUUACUUGUAUCAGUGAGAUAGUUGAGGGAAAUAUUUGUAUCCUUUUGGAAAGUGACAGAAGUAUUAGAAAAGUAGUCUUUUGAUAAAAUAUUGGUAUGAUGAUUAUUCAUCAACUUUCAACCACUCUCAUGACCAAAAUUUUCAUGUAAUUUAUUGUGGAAAACUUUUAUUUUUGGAUUUUCACUAAAGAAAUCACAUUUGACAUUACAUGGAAAAUAAGAUAUGAUUUAGAGAAAUAUACUUUAUAUAUAGGCUAUAUGCAAGAAAUUCAAUAUUUCUUUCUUCACUCAUUCUUAUAUUAAACAAAUUUUUUUUAUCAUGUGCACAGGCUAAAUGUUAAGUGCACUGUUUCUGACUAGAGUAAUAUUCUCAUCAUGAGAGAAAAUAAAAUCACAUGGUGAAAUAGAUUGUUUAAUACAAUCUUUCACAUACCUCUGCCCUGUCAUUAUUUUGUUUUCUGUCAUUGACCCCAAGUCCUUGGACCCUAUUUAAAUGGCUCCAAGUCCAUGAAGCAUGUCUUAUUGGCUGUCACAUGGUUUUUAAUCUUUGCUGUGCAACAGAAUUCCCAUUUCCCAUGUUCAAAAUCAUAGCUACUUUCUUGAAUCUAACUUUUACUCCACUGUUUUUUUUUACUUAAUUAUUUUUUCAAGUUUUUGCCUCUCAUGUCUAUUUUGAUUCUUCAUCAACUCCAAUGUUUGGUAAUCUAGCUCUUAUUUUAGCCCUAUGUCAUUUGGCUUAUUUAUUUCUUAUCUAAGUUCUGUAUUCAGGCAAGGCAUAUUGCUGUAUUAUCCUGACAGGUGAUCAUAAAGCAUCCUCUGUUGAAUCAUGUCUCUUCUUCUCCAAACUCUGCUUUCUGAAGACUAUUUGUACAUAACUGUAAAGAUAGCUUCUUUCAUAAGAAGUAUAAGCAUCAUGAUAAUCAUAUAGUGCACGAAAUGAGUGAAAAGACUUCCCUUAUUGAUGCCUCAACUUUGUGUUUUUAACUUCUGAUUCAGGAGCCGUAACUCAGUUGACCUUGUUAUAACAUAUAUUAGCCCUGUGAGAGUUGGACAAGUAAAGUCUUAAGUAUUCUGAUUUUCUCUUUUAUCCUACAGUAAAAAAUACUUUGCUGAGACUUCUGCUUCUGGCCAUAAUAGAGUAACAGACACUGGAUUAUUCACUUCACAUGAAACAACCAAAAGAUGGAUAAAUAUAUUAAACAGUGAUUUUCGAGACACUAGACAUCAGUAAUGUUGCUUCAUAUGUUAAAAGAAACGAUAAAGAAAGAAACAAAAGCUGAAAUUUUCUGAAUUUAAUGAAAUCUAUAAACUUACAGAUCCAAGAAGCUCAACAAACUCCAAGAAAGUAAAGUAAAUGUCCCUAAAGCACAUCAUAAUCAAGUUUCUCAAACUCAGUGAUAAAGGGAAAAAUCUCAAAAGAAUCCAGAGUAAGAAGACAGGUUAAGUACAGAGGAACAAAUAUAUGGACAAUAGCAGAUUUCUCAAGGAUACAGUGGAAGCAAGAAGAGGGUGGGGCAACAUCUCUAAAAUACUGAAAAAAAAAUCAACCUAGAAUUCUAUAUUUAGAGAAAACAUCUUUCAGAAACAGAGGAGAGAUCCCACCCUUGCUACUCGGACUUGUAGAACCCUCAUGAUGAAGUGCCUGUUUGUUACUGUGGGGACCACCAGCUUCGACGACCUCAUUACAUGUGUGUCGGCACGUGAUAGUCUCCAAAUCAUCAAGAGCCUUGGUUACAACCGACUUAUCCUACAAAUUGGUAGAGGAACGGUGGUACCUGAACCAUUCAGUACUGAAUCAUUUACUCUGGUUGUUUACAGGUACAAGAAUUCAUUAAAAGAAGACCUUCAGAAAGCAGAUCUUGUUAUUAGUCAUGCAGGUGCAGGAAGUUGUUUGGAGAUUCUGGAAAAAGGAAAGCCACUUGUCGUGGUUAUAAAUGAAAAGUUGAUGAACAAUCAUCAGCUGGAAUUGGCAAAGCAGUUACACAAAGAGGGGCAUCUUUUCUAUUGCACCUGCCACACGCUUCCUGGGCUGUUAAAGUCAACGGACUUCUCAACCCUGAAAAGUUUUCCUCCUGGCCAGCCAGAAAAAUUUUCUGCAUUUUUGGAUAAAGUUGUUGGAUUACAAAAAUAAAUGCUAAACUCUCAACAAUUUAAAAAUACCCCCACAUCCAACCUAUACAAUGUGAUUAAAUCAAGUGUAUAUAUUUGCAGAAUGAUAUAAAUUAAUAAAAUUCCUAUAUCCGUAGAAGGCAUAGAAAAUUUUAUGGUGUGGACAUUUGCAUUUGGGUCCCAAUCCUAACUGCAAUUUAGUAAACCUUGAUUUUCCCUAAUCUUCAUAUUUUAGUAAAAGAGAAGUAUAGUGAGCAUUCACAGGUUUUAUCCUAGAAUCCCAAAUGGUUUUGGAAUCAUGAAAAAGUCAGUUAAAUUUGAAAACUUUUUAAGAAAAAGUUCUUGAUAAGAACUAUAAAUGUAGUUAGUUUGAUGUUCCUUAGAAUAUAAAAUGAAUGAGUGUCAGCACGUAUAACUUCACAGUCGGGGGAGGGGAGGCAAACAAAAAUGAUAGAUUGUGCUCUGUGAAAAAAAUGCUCAAUCAUUGCCUUAAAAAGGUUAACUAUGAAGUCAGUUGAUGUAUUGUACCUAGUCAAACUACUUUCAUCCUGAAGAACAGAGGAGAAUGGCUGUGCUAACUGUUUUCUCUAAACUAUAAAUAGAAAGUGAGAAAAUAAUCUUAUCCAAUGUCAAAACUUUACUGGUUUGAAAAGAAUAAAUUAAAAAAGACUUCUAAAAAAAAAGCAAAAGAGAAAGGCAUUA